Plutella xylostella (diamondback moth) is the source of this 1876-nucleotide messenger RNA. Its product is annotated as odorant binding protein fmxg18C17. The record is from RefSeq and is a predicted model, not a curated record. Lineage: Eukaryota; Metazoa; Arthropoda; Insecta; Lepidoptera; Plutellidae. Gene Ontology annotation, biological process: multicellular organismal reproductive process.
UUAUAAUGGUAUGUUCAGCAAAAGAGUUGGUAUUCUUUGGCAUAGUCUAGUGAGUACUGGUGGUAGAGUGAGUUAGGUUCAAGGUGAUCAUAAUGUGUUCUCGAAUUUUAUUUGUUGCAAGCUUUGCCAUCGUGUCCUUGGCCUCUGCAGGACCAGCGUCAUUCAUCAAGAAGUGCACCUCUGGUGAUGGCAAGUGCACCAAGGAGUCUGCCGCCGCGGCCAUCCCGGCCUUCGCCGAGGGGAUCCCCGAGCUCGGAGUGAAGCCCCUCGACCCCUACUUCUUCAAGCACCUGGACGCCAGCAGCGGGUCCCUGAAGCUGAUACUGAAGGAUGUCACCAUUAAGGGCUUGAAGGGAUGCAAGCCGAAGAAAAUGCAACGAGACCUAUCCACAUCGAGGCUGGCAGUGAAGCUGAUCUGCGACAUCACAGCUGACGGCCAGUACGACAUGAGCGGACGACUCCUCGUCUUGCCCAUUGAAGGCAAGGGAAAGAUGCACAUUGAAUUGCCCAAGCUGGUGAUCAGCGCGGACGUGCUACUAGCUGACAAGGAGGGCGCGGACGGCAAGAAGCACUGGUCCAUCAAGGACUGGUCGCACUCGUACGACCUGAAGGAGAAGUCUGUUGUGCAGUUCGACAACCUGUUCCCUGGGAAUGAACUGCUUGGGCGCGCCGCACGCGAGCUGGUGGCGACUAGCAGCAACGAGAUCGUGGUGGAAGUGGGCCCGCCCAUCAUCAGGACCAUGGCAGCCAAGAUCGUCGAACAAGUCGGGAAAUUCUUCGACAGCGUCCCGGUAGAUGAACUCGUCAACUUAUGGUGUUAUAAAAUUGAGUGUUCAGCAGUUUCUGAAUUAUUCAACACCCGCAGCUUUGGGUUUUCGGUAGUGGCAUCACACAAAAUGUUUACACAUUGUUUAGUAGGUUUUGUUAUUGCCAGCACUGUUGCGGCAGGUCCAGCGAUAACAAAAUGUAAAUCAGAGGACUCAAAAUGUGUAAAGGAUUCCACAAACGCCAUGAUUUCAACGUUCGCCGCUGGUCUACCGGACCUGGGAGUCGAACCUGUUGACCCUCUGUUCUUCAAGGAGUUGGAUGCGAGCACACCGAACCUGAAACUGCUGCUGAAAGAUGUCACCAUAACCGGGCUCCAAAAAUGCAAGGCGAAGAAAAUGGUGCGAGAUAUCCCACAGUCAAAGUUGUAUGUGCGUCUGGAGUGCAACAUCCAAGCAGACGGCUUGUACGAAAUGAGUGGAAAACUUCUGUUCCUGCCCAUCGAAGGAAACGACAAAGUGCAUCUCACACUCAACAAAAUCAUGAUCAAUGCCGAUGUGGACCUAGAUUUCAAAGAAGUUGAUGGCAAGAAGUACUGGAACAUCAAAGACUACAAAUACUCUUACGAACUAAAAGAGAAGGCUAAUCUGAACUUCGAAAACCUUUUCAAUGGCAACGACGUUUUAGGCCGUGCUGCUGCCACAAUGGUCCAGGAAAAUGGCAACGAAAUUAUCAUGGAAGUCGGGCCUCCAGUCAUCAAGAACAUCGCAGCCACCAUCAUUGACCGCGUCAAGGUCUUCUUCAGCAAAAUCCCUUACGACGACAUGUCAUUGGACUAAACAUUCCUUUAGAUUAUUGUUAACUAUUGCAUCAGCAUGGCUGUUAUAGACUUUUAGGUUUGUCAUUUUAUUUGAGUGUAAAGUAAGAUCUUUGUUUUCGAUACUGAUUAGAGAAAUGGUAGAGGCCUAAGAUCGACCUCAAUCCAUGCUGAUACAAAUAAAUACAAAUCUAAGUAUACUUAUUAUUAGUGUUGCGGGUUGUGAAAAUACAUUUUCUUUACUGGUGAUAUUUUAGUUUUAAGUUUAAAAAUAAAGUUUUGUUUUAAAAGCAA